Molecule: messenger RNA, 939 nt
Organism: Octodon degus (degu)
Lineage: Eukaryota; Metazoa; Chordata; Mammalia; Rodentia; Octodontidae
Product: olfactory receptor 4C46-like
Exons: 2
Coding region: 1-939 (312 amino acids)
Biological process (GO): G protein-coupled receptor signaling pathway
Cellular component (GO): membrane
Molecular function (GO): olfactory receptor activity; G protein-coupled receptor activity
Source: RefSeq, a predicted model, not a curated record
AUGGAUCACACCAUGCCUCCCAGUAAUGUUACUGAAUUUGUUCUCUUGGGACUCACACAGAAUCCACACUUGCAAAAAAUACUCUUCGUUGUCUUUUUGUUCAUUUUCUUCAUCACUGUGCUGGCCAAUUUGCUUGUGGUCAUCACCAUCUCACUAAGCCCCACCCUGUCUGCUCCCAUGUACUUCUUUCUCACUUACUUGUCCCUCAUUGAUGCCUCCUACACCUCGGUCACAACCCCAAAAAUGCUUAUCGAUCUGCUCUACCAGAGGAGGACCAUUUCUUUGGGUGGGUGUCUGAUGCAACUCUUUGUAGAGCACUUCCUGGGGGGCUCUGAGAUCAUCCUCCUCAUUGUCAUGGCCUAUGACCGCUACGUGGCCAUCUGCAAGCCCCUGCACUACAUGACCAUCAUGAGGCAGGGCCUCUGUCGCCUCUUGGUGGGAGUGGCCUGGAUGGGAGGGAUUUUGCAUGCCACAGUGCAAAUUCUUUUCAUGAUCCACCUGCCCUUCUGUGGACCCAAUGUCAUCGACCACUUCAUGUGUGACCUCUUUCCUUUGUUGAAACUGGCCUGCAGAGACACCUAUCUGCUGGGAACGGUGGUGGCAGCCAACAGUGGAGCCAUGUGCUUGCUCAUUCUGUCCAUGCUGCUUGUCUCUUACGCAGUCAUCCUGAAUUCCCUGAAAUCCCAUGGCUCUGAAGCACGGCACAAAGCUCUCUCCACCUGUGCCUCCCACUUCACUGUCGUCAUUCUCUUUUUCGUACCUUGCAUAUUCACCUACAUGCGUCCUGUGGCUACCUACCCUGUGGACAAGUUGGUAACUGUGUUCUUUGCAAUCCUCACUCCCAUGCUGAAUCCUAUAAUUUACACAGUGAGAAACACAGAGGUGAAGAGUGCCCUGAGGAUUUUGUUGAAUCAAUCUUCAAUAAUAAAUAAUCAAUAG